AUGGACACAAUUGGAAUGGAGCAGACAUGGGAUCCGAGCCCGUGGGCUCAUGAAGAGGGUUGGGCGUAUAGUCUUGGGCUGUUGCGCCCGAAAGAUGAAGACAAGAUCUCACUUCGUCUGAGAGGCGCAGUACUUGACCAAGAAGGCACUAUCCGACAAUUCUAUGCCCAUAACCCACAAAACGAGGAGCCUCCGUACGUGAUGGAGGUUGUCUGGAGAGUGGUGAAAGCAGCGUGA
This is a messenger RNA of Penicillium canariense, 237 nucleotides long. RefSeq lists its product as uncharacterized. The record is from RefSeq and is a predicted model, not a curated record. Bases 1 to 237 code for a protein of 78 amino acids. The transcript has a single exon. NCBI's taxonomy places the organism in Eukaryota, Fungi, Ascomycota, Eurotiomycetes, Eurotiales, Aspergillaceae.